This is a messenger RNA of Adineta steineri, 702 nucleotides long. The record is from the annotation of a GenBank genome assembly. Lineage: Eukaryota; Metazoa; Rotifera; Eurotatoria; Adinetida; Adinetidae.
AUGGGUAACUCAAAAUCUGCCAGAGCAUUUGCUAACGAAUCUGAAUAUCAAUAUCAACCACCUGGACCAAAUGAUUCUCGUUCACCAUGUCCUGCACUAAACGCUCUUGCUAAUCAUGGUUAUUUACCACGAGAUGGGAAAAAUAUUCCACAGGAAGUUCUACAACGAGCUGCACAACACAAAAUGGGCUUGAGUUGGUUGGCUACGAAAGUUAUCCUUAAACAAUCAUAUAAAACUGCCGGUCAUGAUGGUUUACUUUCACUUUCUGAUCUUUGUUAUCAUGCACCAGAUAGUAUUGAACAUGAUGGUUCACUUAGUAGAAUAGACGCUACUUUAUCAAAUAAUCAACAAGGAAAAUUUAAUCAAGAACGUUUUAAUAAAUUUCUAUCUUUUUCUAAAGAUGGUAAAUAUUUAACAACAGAAGAUGUUGCUGCUGCUCGUCUAUAUUUCAAAGCAGAUAGUCAUGCACACAAUCCUCAAUGUAUAUGGAAUAAAGAUAUUGAAGAAGCAAUGUGGACAGAAGCUUCAAUUCUUCUACAUAUCUUAGGGAAAAAUGGAAGAAUUAGUAUUGAAGAUGCAAAAUUAUUCUUUGAAAAAGAAACAUUUCCAUCAAAUUGGCAAAAACAUCCUUCAUUUGGUGUACGUGAACGAUAUACCGCUGCGAAAGCAUUGAAAAAUGCAGCACGGAGAAUUGAUAAAUAA